AAAACCAACUAAUCAAUCAUUCCCAAGGAGAGAGAUUGCCUUCUUCCUCACAGUCUCUGUUUUACAUCGUAGCAUCCAUAGCUCUCUCCCCAAUGCUCUCAAGGAAAACCCAUAAUAAAGAUAAUAUUUUUGGUGUUAACUGAAUUAUUUUGUCACACUACAUCAACACCAGUGUUGAGGAAGAUUUGGCAAUCACUUGCUGUGGACUCUGAUUUCUUAUCAAGGAUUCAUUUAUAUACUUGCCAUGGCAACCAAUGAAAAUCUUCCCCCAAAUGUGAUAAAGCAACUUGCAAAGGAAUUGAAAAGUCUUGAUGAAUCCCCUCCUGAAGGCAUUAAAGUUGGAGUGAAUGAUGAUGAUUUUUCAAUCAUUUAUGCUGAUAUUGAAGGCCCAGCUGGUACUCCUUAUGAAAAUGGUGUUUUCCGCAUGAAGUUGUUGUUAUCUCAUGAUUUUCCACAUUCUCCUCCAAAAGGUUAUUUUCUGACUAAGAUUUUCCAUCCAAACAUUGCUAACAACGGUGAAAUAUGUGUGAACACACUAAAAAAGGAUUGGAAUCCAAGUCUUGGAUUACGACAUGUCCUCAUUGUGGUCAGGUGUUUACUAAUUGAGCCAUUUCCUGAAUCAGCAUUGAAUGAACAGGCUGGCAAGAUGCUACUUGAAAAUUACGAUGAGUAUGCCAGGCAUGCCAGGCUUUACACAGGAAUCCACGCUAAGCCUAAACCCAAGUUUAAAACUGGAGCAAUUUGCGAAUCAACCACAGCACUGAACGUGGACCAGUCUAACACCUCAGUCCUCAAUGUUGACCAGAAAAAUGCAGCGGCUAGUGCUGCAUUAUCAAUGCCUCCCCCCGUGGCCUCAUCUGGUGCGGCCCCAAAAGGAGGAAAUAGCCAGGAUCAAGCAGCAACAACAGUUCCAACAUCCGAAACAAGUGUUAGUGGAGCUGUUUCCACAGCAACAACAGGCAUUACCCAGAAGAAGGAAUGGCCAACAAAAGUUCUGGGAGAAAAGAAGAAAAUGGAUGCCAGAAAGAAAAGUCUGAAGAGACUAUGAAAAAAUUGAAUCAACCAUUGUGAGUUUGCAACUUUUUUCUGUUAUCGAAAAGAGCCAUAAUACUGCCAGGCAUGAGAAAUUGGUUGUUUGCAUGUUGUGUAAUGGAUGCUUCAGUUUGGCAAAGUGAUGGAUUCUAUUAUGAGUUUCAUUUUUUUCAGGUUGGACUGCAUUGUUGUGCAGCCUGGGCAUUGAAAUUAUCAAAACAAAAAGGUAUAAAGCAAGUCGGGUGUU
Messenger RNA from Rubroshorea leprosula, 1279 nucleotides. The record is from the annotation of a GenBank genome assembly. Lineage: Eukaryota; Viridiplantae; Streptophyta; Magnoliopsida; Malvales; Dipterocarpaceae.